AUGAGGGCACAAUUGUUCCAAUUCAUGCAAAGAUGGAAAUCAACAGCCAAAGAAGCCAUGGAUCACACCCUCCUUUUCUCCAAAUUCCUUUGCCUCUUACACGUUACCAACAAUUAUCUUUGCUCCCCUACUCUGGUGUAUGGACCGAGCAUGCUCCCGACAUUGAAUUUAACUGGCGACGUGUUGGUGGUGGAGAAGAUGUCGCAUUUGCUGGGUAUCGUGGGGCCGGGCGACGUUGUUUUAGUGCGGUCGCCGGAGAACCCUAGGAAAACAAUUACGAAGCGCAUUGUGGGCAUGGAGGGUGAUAGGGUCACCUUCUUAGUGGAUCCCAGUCAUAGUGAUCGCUCUCACUCACUCGUGGUGCCAAAGGGCCAUGUGUGGAUACAGGGAGAUAAUAUCUAUGCGUCGAAGGAUUCACGGCACUUUGGGCCAAUCCCUUAUGGUCUGAUCCUGGGAAAGGUUUUUUGUAGAGUUUGGCCACCUGAAGGGUUUGGCUUGUUGGAACAACAAGAAUGA
Messenger RNA from Fraxinus pennsylvanica, 516 nucleotides. Lineage: Eukaryota; Viridiplantae; Streptophyta; Magnoliopsida; Lamiales; Oleaceae. The record is from the annotation of a GenBank genome assembly.